Orycteropus afer afer is the source of this 1191-nucleotide messenger RNA. RefSeq names its product agmatinase (gene AGMAT). NCBI's taxonomy places the organism in Eukaryota, Metazoa, Chordata, Mammalia, Tubulidentata, Orycteropodidae. Gene Ontology annotation, molecular function: agmatinase activity; metal ion binding. The record is from RefSeq and is a predicted model, not a curated record.
AUGCAGCGGCUGCUGGCGUCCGGCUGCAGCCUGGGCCUGCGGGGCGCCCUGGGCGCACAAGGGCUGUGCUCUGGCCGCACGGGUCCUGGGCCUCGGCCUGCUGCGGGGCUCUGCGACACCCGGCGCGGCCUGAGCCGCCAGGCCUCUGACGCCCCGCUUAACCAUCCCCUAAACUCGGAGUUCGUGGCCCGGUCCGUGGGCGUCUGCUCCAUGAUGCGGCUGCCCGUUCAGUCCUCCCCCGAGGGGCUGGAUGCCGCUUUCGUCGGGGUGCCUUUGGACAUUGGGACCUCCAACCGGCCAGGGGCACGAUUUGGGCCCCGUCGGAUCAGGGAGGAAUCAGUGAUGCUGCGGUCGGCCAAUCCUAGCACGGGGGCCCUUCCCUUCCAGUCCCUCAUGGUGGCGGACUUGGGAGAUGUGAAUGUCAAUCUUUACAACCUUCAGGACAGCUGCCAGCUCAUUCGAGAGGCCUAUGAGAAAAUCGCAGCCGUUGGCUGUGUUCCUCUGACCUUGGGUGGAGAUCAUACCAUCACAUAUCCCAUAUUACAAGCACUCGCUAAAAAGCAUGGCCCUGUGGGAUUGCUGCAUGUGGAUGCGCACACGGACACGGCCGACAAGGCCCUGGGAGAGAAGCUGUAUCAUGGGACGCCCUUCCGUCGAUGCGUGGAUGAGGGACUCCUGGACUGUAAGCGGGUGGUACAGAUCGGCAUUCGGGGCUCUUCCACGACCUUGGAUCCUUACAGAUACAACCGGAGCCAGGGCUUCCGGGUUGUCCUUGCUGAAGACUGCUGGAUGAAAUCACUGGUUCCUCUGAUGGGGGAGGUGAGGCAGCAGAUGGGAGGCAAACCCAUUUACAUCAGCUUCGAUAUUGAUGCCCUGGAUCCUGCCUAUGCCCCAGGGACAGGGACACCUGAAAUCGCUGGUCUUACUCCUAGUCAGGCUCUGGAGAUCAUCCGGGGCUGUCAAGGCCUGAAUGUGGUAGGUUGUGACCUUGUGGAAGUUUCACCGUUGUAUGAUCCUUCUGGAAACACAGCGCUGCUGGCGGCUAACCUGCUGUUUGAAAUGCUGUGUGUUCUCCCCAAAGUGAAAGUUGUCUGAGCUUGUGCUCCUCAAGAUAAAGUAACAGAUGGCAUCACUGGCAAAUUCUCAAGAAUUUAUGAGCAAGCUGUUUGGGUACUAAAGAGUUUACGCCAA